AUUUUGCUUUUAUACAACAGAUCUUGCUAGGAAACAAUUAAUUAGGUUUUGCAGCAAUGAUUAACAUAAUGGACAAGCAUCAUGAUAAUAUAUCUCCUGAUGAACAAAAGGAGUACAUCCAUGUUCAAGUAUCCAACCCCACCAUUCACAACACGCACGACGAAGGCAGAUUCACCACUUACCAAGUUACACUAAAAACAAACAGUUUGUCAUUCGGCUUAAAGUAUUCAGUUGUUGAUCGACGAUACUCAGAUUUCACUUGGCUGCGUCGUGCUUUGGCUCGUACAUGUGACGUAAAACCACCAAGUUUGCCAUUUCCUGGAAUCAUCGGAACGUUUAGAAAGCGUUAUCUCGAAGAAAGGCAACAAAUUCUAACCGAUUUUUUACAGAAGGUUGUGCGACAAACAGUGUUUCUUUCUAACACUGCCCUCCACUUGUUUCUGCAAACACGACUGGGGAAAAAGGAAAUGGAUGCGAUGCUUAAAGAUGCUCGUAGAAGAGGAUGCAUGGACUGCAUCAGAAAAGCAGUGUCUUUGUACGGAGCCGUUCGCCCUUAUGUUUCGGACACGCAACCUCCUGAAAUUAUUUCAGAAUCUCUUUCCACUUGUUCAGUAGGAAGUUGUCAAGAAUAUUCGGACAGCGAUGAGUUUAACUCAAGUUUCUGCAGCACUAACAACGACCGGGUAAUCGGUCACAAUAAUAAUACUAAGUUAGACGAAAAUGACUGGGUAAUCGUCUGUACAACACCAUCCGAGGAAGAUCUGCAAAACAAACAUUUGAUUGAGUCUACAGCAUACACAAACGUUACUUGGUUGUCCCCACGCGGCAUCGAUAACUUGGGAGGAAGGAAAGAACUUGUCCUAACACGUCGGAUUCAAUCUGAUCAAAUUGACAUUUCGUCAAGGAACUAUAGUGGUGUCGACAUAACUCAGUCCAACAGCUUAGGAACGUUGACCAACUGUCAAAGUAGACUAGACGCUUUUCGGAGGUCGUCAUCCGAAAACGCACUGCAUAAUAAACUCAACCGGCAUUCUGCCCGCAGAUCAAGAGCAAACAAUCCAAAAGUGGUUAACACUGGUAACCCGACAGAUUGUUCAUCAUCCCCGCCUCAAGAAAACGCCACCAAAGACAACAGUUUAUAUUCCACUCCAGAAGAAACUUUCCAACAUUGCCGAACAUCGAACACAAACUUGGUGGGAAACAAUUUAACCGAAGUCCAAAUUCAUUAUUCAAGUGAUGAUAAAAAUCAAAAUGCUGAUCCUGUACAUAACUUGGAUCCAAUCAGCGAACCUGUAAAGAACGACCAGCCUGAUUCAGCCCAGUCUGAGGUUAAAGCAUUCAUAAAUAAAGAAUCAAAAGCCGCGGAAAGGCAAAUCAGUUCGAAAGUUUUUCGAAGUUUCUCCGCACCAAAGCAACACAGACAAUCCACGUAUUUUCCUCGUACCAGUUCUCUGGAUUCGUGUCUGGGUAACCGCUCACAGUGUAUAAAAGUUACCGAACCAAAGCUUUUUGGUACAGAUGGUCGAUAUAAACACCAGAUUCUCGUUUAGCUGAUAUCGAUGAAUGAAUUAUCGUUUAAUAUUCGUUUUGUUGUAAUUCUUUUAAGUGAUUUAUCAUUUAGUCCGCUCUCAAUUUUUAAUCUUACAACAUAGUUUAUAUAUGUCAGCACGUCUUUUUUAUUUUUUAAAGCAAUAUUAGUUACAAGAUCAUCUAAUUAUUAUAAUCGGCAUAUAAUAGCUUUUCGGAGCAGCAGCAAUAUGCUUCAUUGUUAAUUUUUAAAAUAAUCGUUUACAUAUUGUUGGGGGAUUUACAGUUUUGUUAAAUGGUUUGAUUUAAUAAAACAAACUUUUCAAAAAUUA
Molecule: messenger RNA, 1859 nt
Organism: Ciona intestinalis (vase tunicate)
Lineage: Eukaryota; Metazoa; Chordata; Ascidiacea; Phlebobranchia; Cionidae
Biological process (GO): intracellular protein transport; vesicle organization
Cellular component (GO): endosome
Molecular function (GO): phosphatidylinositol phosphate binding
Source: RefSeq, a predicted model, not a curated record